GCCAGCCCACUAAAGCACAAAACAAAAACACAUUCCGCUCUUUUCUAUGAUUGUAACAGAGAAAUAGAUAUCAGGCGUUGUUAGUUUAUUUUUUUUGCAUUAUUAUUAUUUUGUAGUUUAGCGUCAGGGGAGAAAAUGCACAUUUUAUUACAGCCUGGGAGAAUGCAGCGGAUGGAAGCUUUGAAGUUAUCCUGUGUAGCGCUGGUGAUGUUUUUGGCCUGUCCAGCCUCUUCCAUGGACGUGUUAGUGCCACAACAGAUCAAUGCUCUAAACGGCACUAAGAUCAAAAUUCCCUGUUCCUUCACAUCAUGCUACAAACUGGACCCCAGCAAGUUUGCCAUGAACUGGACCUAUCAAGAGACAAGCAACAGCACAGAAGAGAUGUUUAUGACUUACAAGAACAAGGUACUACCCCUGAAGUCCAACCGAUUUGGAGACCGGGUCGUGUUUACUGGAAAUCUGGAGAAGAACGAUCUGUCCAUAACUAUCUUGGAUGUGCAGCUAACUGAUGAAGGAAUCUACAACUGUUAUGUGCGCAACCCCCCAGACCGCAUUCUGGGUCACGGUGUCAUCCAGUUCUUUGUCCUUACUGAAUUGCCUCCUCCGAGAGAUUCGACCAUCGCUGUUGCCAUUGGAGCAUCUGUGGGAGGCAUUCUUGCUUUGCUGAUUCUGUCUAUGGUGGUGGUGAAGUGCAUUCGCAGACAUAAGAACCAGGAGCUGAUCUCAGACGAGCAGAAGAUGGAGGAAGAGGGCAAAGUAGACGGAGAAGGAGGGACAGAAGAAGCCACAAAACAGCCCUAACCCUACUGCUACGUCCUGAAGGCCUAAGGGUUGGUGGAGCCCUAUCAUUCCCAUUCUGAAAUGUAUGAAUCUCCCGCCUGAAGAUGCUGUGUUAAUCGUGUUUGACUCUUCGUCCUGUAACUCAUCUAACAUUCCAAAGGCUUGAUUUUCUUGUACAGCCAUCAAACAUGUCAUAUUACUGUGGGAAGAUCCCUGUCACAGUAUCAUGGUGUCCAAUCACCAUUGAAAAAUUACAACGGGUUGCAAAUUGCCUCUUUCGCUCAAUAUGACGGGUUAAGAUGUAACAGCAUUUUCCCUUCAACUACUGCCAGUGGAUUAGCCAUCCAGUAUUUAUGCUGAGCAUUUUUAUAGCGAGUUUACAAAAGUAUUAUUAAAAGUGGACAAAGCACGCAAAAUUCUCUUUACAACUGCCAAAGUAUUUUUACCCUUAUGAUGUUUGUAAGUUUUGACAAUUUCUUGAAAAAUUGCUGCAACCUGGUCUCAUAGGAAAUACGGACCUCUGAACACUUUUGCAGCGCCACAAAAUAUGGACCAUCAGGUACAUAUUGCAACCUGGUAUCACAAUUUGAAACAACAAUAACGGUAACAACACCAUAUUAUAUUAGAUUUUGGUGUAAUGAUUUUGAAUUUAAUCAGACGUCGGCUUUUGUGUGUACGUUGCGUUUAUUAUUUAGUGCAUACGAUUAACUCAUAUUCAAGCACGUAACCCGACCCCGCCCCUAAACCUAAAAGUUUAAAUAUUACACAAUGUAAAACAUAACACCAAGAAACAACAACGUAUGCUACUUAUUCAAAAAGUGCGUAAGAUAUGUAAUGAAACGCCAUUGGCUGUCCCGCUCCGAUUGCAUCACAUGCUAACCUUGAGCGUACACUUAAAAAAAAACGCAACUGAGUGUAUUCCUGGAGUGCGAUCGUCAGAGAUUAAAACCUGCUGUGCUCACACAACAAUAUUGUACGGCUUUAGAAGACUCUAGAAGACUCUUUUCUAGAAACGCAACUCAACCUGUUUGUAAUGCUUUUAUACUGGUUUGGUCAGUGUUAGCAAUAAAUAACCGUGUCUGACUUCUACUUCAUUUUUGCGUGUUUAUGUGGUUGGGUUAGGGUAGGAGUGGGGUUAGGUGCUCGAAAAUAUCAAUUAAAUUACUUAUAAUUACAAAAAUUAAAUAGAGCCAAAUCGUGAAACUGACAUGCAUUCUGUAACAGACCAUUAGCGCCCGCAGUGGACUUUUGUGUCUCAAAACUAGCAAUAUGUACCUGGUUGUACGUAUUUUGUGCCGCUGGUAUGUAUUUCAAAUGAGACCAGGCUGGAAUAAACACUGCCCUUAACUUUCUCUUUGUGCGUGUGUGCAUGUGUGCCUUCUCAUUGCGCUAGCUUUCUCCUAUUGCGUCUGAAUGUUGAUACUUUUUCAUAAUCCAGCAGGCGAAACAGCACAAGAUUUAGCAGUUUUAUGUCUGGAACAUGUUCAAUGUUCCAAAACUGCAUUUUGCUAGUUUUAAAAUAAGCUAGAGCAUGUCGUUCAUCAAAACAUAUACAAUCAUUGCAUGCCAAUAUUUUCUUUGUGAUGCAUAUACACUGCAACGUGAUCCCUCAGUUUGCACAAUAUACAAAAAAAUGCUUUCACACAUAAAUAUUGUCAUGUCAGGUGCAAAGUGUGAAAAAUGUAAUGUUCAGGUGGAUUCUUGUGUUUAUAGAUAAAAACCAAAAGAGAAAUGUUUUUGCAUAUAUUGACAGUGUUUGAUAUGUUUGUAGUAGUGUGAAAUUUAAAACAUGUUGAUUUAUUGUAUCCAGAUAUGUUGAACGUAUUAGAUGUAACAUUUAGAAUCGCACUUCAUCCGAUAAUCAAAUUUAACAAUCAAAUCAAUAAUAAAUACAAUCAAAAAAUAAUAAUAAUCUGCUAUAAAAGAAGGAAGACAUUUUUGAAAUGUAAUAAGAAAUGUGUGCAAAUGACUAAGUCAAUGGGCCCUAUCGUACUCCUGGCGCAAUGCAGUGCAAGUCGCAACGCAAGUGUUUUUGCUAGUUUCAGCCCGACGCAGUUCUCAUUUUCCCAUGUUUUCAGGCGCCAUUGUUUUUCGCGUUGCUAUUCUGAAGAACUGAAAAUAGACUGCGCAAUAGACCAAUUCAAACCUAGUCAAUGGUGCAAUAUUUAUUUUGUUUAAAAAAAGAGCACAUUAGUAAAAAAUAUGCCUCUGGGCGGGUCCAGAACAUGCUUUCACUUUAUACUUACUACACAGAGGUAAGCGCAGCGGCACACAAACAUGCAACGUAUAAGAAAUAAACGGAUUACAAUGUUUUAGCUCUUGCGAAUUCCGCCGUUGCGUGUGCAACUGUCUCUUAAAGGGCAUGAAAGAUGACACAUUUAUUGGUUUAUUGCACGUUACGCCCCAAGAGAAUCAGGACAACCCGUUCAGAGCAUGUGCACUGGGGCGCUGACCGUUUGCAAGUCGUUAAACUAGCAAAAGUGGAUUCGGAUACUCUUUGUGUGCACUUGGGCCCUGCACUUCAGAUCAUGCGCUUAGAUCGUGAAAAAAGGGCCCAAUGUGUUAAUAUAGUGUAUGGAAUGUAUACUGUAGCCCCAAAGUGAAUAUUUAACCUACACACAAAAUAAAUACAUUUAAUGUAUGAGUAACAAAGAUUCAAUUAGAUAACAAAAAUAAGUUUAGUAUAGUCGCAGUCUUUCCAAAACCUUGUCCCUCCAUAUAUUUGUAUUUUAAAUAAAUCAUUAUUAUUCAUCAUGUUUAUUUUGUGGGUUUUUAAAUAUCUAACCAAUAAAAAGCAUUCAAAUGUGCUUAUAAAUGGUUUUUACAUUUCCUGAAAAAAAAUGGACACACAGGGUUUCGUAUGGACAGCGACGAUUUGCUAUUUUCACUUUCUUUCAAUGGCUGGUGCUAAAAUAUAUUUAUUUUUAUUUUAACUUGCUGAAUUCAGGUCUCUGUGAGAAAUAGCAGAGUAACUGCAUGGGCAUUAAACAGAUUACAGAAAACAGUAAUGUAGGCGAAUUUCUACGUAUGAAACGCAAAUGGAAAAUGCAAACACUAUUGAUAAUCACUUUAAAUUCACUCAGACUAAAAAUAAUCAUCUCCCAGUUUUAUUUGGAACAUACUGGCAAUCAUUCUUUGAGUGUGGUACAAACAGAGAUUGUGAACUCAGUUUUGGUGUGUUAGAAGUUGUCACAUUCUAGGUGUUUUAUAAAUUAUUUGAUUCCAUACAAUCUGCUAUGUCUAAGUAUUCGUUCAGCCAUCAUCUACAGGGUAACAGUAUCAUAUUACAGCAAAUGUGAGAAUGUUUUAAAUAUUUUACUAACAAAUUACUAUAUUCUGUCUAUAGACGGUAUGAAGUAGCAAUGUAUACUAAGUCUCACAUAAAACGUUCUGUAUAUUUAAACAUAAGCAGGCCGGUAUUAUAAAGGUGUGGGUUAGAACACUUCCAUUGAGCUCAGUAGCAACUCGUUUUUCUUUGUGCUGCCAAAAAAAGAACAAUGAAUAUACAGUGCUAACUUGUGUCAUUCAUGAUUUGUUGUUUUGUUUCCAAUAUUAGUUUUUUUAAUUUCAAGAUCAUUCCUUUGAUUUGAUUCCUUUGGUUUGCUAUACAGGCCACACCAUUUGUUCUAGUUAUGUGAAAAAUGGCUCAUAUCAUGUGACUUACUGAGAAUAAGGGUGCACAUAGCCCGGCAUAAGAUAACAUCCCAAAGACUAACAUCGUAAAUGUGAUCGUACUGAUCAUAGUCUUGGAGGUUGGCUCUUUGGCCUUAGCAAGCAGCUAUUCAAACACCCUAGUAACGAAUAAGUCAUGGCCUAGCAACCAGCCAGAGCACCGUAGCAACCAAUUUUAUAGAACUUUGUAAAGUCAUAUGGGUGAUGAUCUUUCAAUCCUGAAAUGGCCAUAUCUCAGCAAUACAAGAUCAUGGAGAUAUGUUGAGGGCUCUUAUGACUUUAGACAGUCUUCUUUGGGCCACUAUGAGCAUUAUGAAAAUAUCAUAGAGACAUGGUGAUGGUCUCAAGCACCACUUUUGAUUUUUUAUUAAAAUUGCAUUUCAAUAUUUGAAAAACAUUUUUUUUUAUAUUGACAACUUCAUACUCUAACAUGUACUGAACAUACUUUAAGCACGUAAUGCCAUGGCAAUAUCAUAUUUUUUGAACACCAUGGUACUUCAACAGUAUUUUUUUUGUAAAGGAAUGUAUUCCUUUUAUUAAAUGCUAUGACAUUUAAUUGUGCACCAUUAUUGAUUUUGUCAAAUUAUGUUAUUAAUUAUGUUAUUAAACAAAUGACACACUAAGGUUACAAUGUAAUGGUACGCAUGAUGUUGUGUCAAGAAAUUAAACAUUACUUUGCACUGCCAUGAGGUUGAUGUUAUAUUGAAAAUGAAAUAUAUACUGACAGAAAUAUGAUGUAACCAUGAAAAUUAUACUGUUAUAUUGUGUUGCCUUGAUGUUUUGUUUACUUAUUUGCAUAUUCAUCUUUACAACGAACUCAUGAAUAUAAUGUUCCUAUGGACAUAAAGGAAAGCAGCGUGUCAGCGAGGCUGGUUGGAAUGGUUUGGGGACCAGUUUUUCAUCAUGCAUGCCUCUGUUUCAGUGUUUAAAACAUAUGCUUGCACUGCACCAAUUUAUGAGCUGCCUCAUUGAUCUCUUUUUUCAAUAAAAGUCAAGAAAAAAUGA
Messenger RNA from Triplophysa dalaica, 5457 nucleotides. It is a transcript of the gene scn2b, whose product is annotated as sodium channel, voltage-gated, type II, beta. Bases 136 to 801 code for a protein of 221 amino acids. The record is from RefSeq and is a predicted model, not a curated record. Lineage: Eukaryota; Metazoa; Chordata; Actinopteri; Cypriniformes; Nemacheilidae. Gene Ontology annotation, cellular component: membrane. The transcript is spliced from 6 exons.